CCCCCACGCCUUCCAUUUCCGCGCCCAACACAAACCAGCCACCAGCCUCCAACCCGGCACCGCCGCCGCCUCGCCGCCAUGGCGCCCUUCCAGAUGCGCUUCGGCCUGGGGAUCUCCCCGUCCCGCACCUACGACGAGGAGGAGGAAGACGAAGACGACGAGGAAGAAGAAGAGUUCGAAGAGGACGAAGACAUGGAAGAGGCGGAGAGCGACGGGACGGCCUCGCCGACGCCGCUGCAGUCCGGGAGGGCGGGCGGGCUCGUGGGAGCGGUCGUGAGCGCGCUGCGGCGCUCGCUCGUCAUGUGCGGCGCUGGCGUGGCGGGCGACGACGACAGCGACAACAGCGGCAGCGAGGACGACGACGGGAUGGAGAUCGGCGGGCCCGUCGACGUGCGACACGUCGCGCACGUCACCUUCGACCGCUUCGGCGGGUUCCUCGGCCUCCCCGCCGACCUCGAGCCCGACGUGCCCCGCCCCACGCCCAGCGUCAGUGCAAGUGUGUUUGGCGUUUCACCAACUUCUUUGCAAUGUUCAUAUGAUCAAAGAGGAAAUAGUGUGCCCAUAAUACUGUUGAUGAUGCAGAGGGAAUUGUAUGUACGAGAGGGACUUAAGAUUGAAGGGAUCUUCAGAAUUAACGGAGAAAAUAGUGAAGAGGUCUGUGUCAGGGACCAAUUGAACAGUGGCGUGGUUCCGGAUGAAGUUGACUUACACUGCCUGGCUGGGUUGAUAAAGGCAUGGUUUCGGGAACUUCCAACAGGAAUAUUGGACUCACUAACACCAGAACAAGUAAUUCACUGCAACACAGAAGAGGAGUGUGCUCUCCUUGCUUGUAUGCUACCACCAGUGCAAGCAGCAUUGCUUGAUUGGGCAAUUAAUUUGAUGGCCGAUGUUGUAGAGCUUGAGAACUACAACAAGAUGAAUGCUCGAAACAUCGCUAUGGUUUUUGCACCGAACAUGACUCAGAUGGCCGAUCCAUUAACUGCCCUGAUGCAUGCAGUUCAGGUGAUGAACUUCCUCAGGACUUUGAUCGUUAAGACCUUAAAUGGAAGAGAAGAGGCAGCUGCAGCACCCAAGGCGUUGCAGUCAUGCUCUGAUUCCCCAAAUUACCAAGAUGAAACUCAGAUGCCAGAGAAUUUGCAGAAACCGUGCAUUCGUACAAGUCAGGAGAACGUUGAUCAUCCGAUGAUUGACAAGGCUAUUUCGGACCGGUUCCUAUCUGAAGCUGAACAAGCCCUCCAUGAUAAUUCGAAAAAUCAUCUUGAAGGACAAGAGAAGAAGUGUGAUAUGGACCACAAUAAGUGUUACAGUGGUGUUUCUCCGUUUGCUAAUGAUUCGAAUAACCGAGUCAACAGUUCCGGAAAAGAAUUUGCUAACAGAAAUGCGGAAGGCUUGUUCGAAAGAUUUAGUUUUAGGAAAGGUGUUGAGAGGCUUUGCAGGCACCCUGUGUUUCAGCUGAAUAGGUCCCUCAGGAAGGCUCCAGACGUGGUUGCCUUUGAUGCUACCAGAGAAGCAAGACAAGCUUGGGUAUGAUAUGAUAGUGAGAUUGUAUGUAAUUGGUAAUGGAAUUAUUUUUCGCCUUUUUGUUUAGUUGGUCGGCCGCUCCUCUAGUUUGUGUGAGUAGAAACAGUUAGCCAAUUAGUGCGUAGGUACUGCAGAUUUCAGUGUACAUUAUAAUCGUUUACUGCUGACGACAACGUCUGAAAGAUGUCCGAAAGAUUGCAUGUUGUACCUAAUUUCUUAUAAGUGAAUGGAAGUCACAGUGAACUUUGACUCUA
Molecule: messenger RNA, 1775 nt
Organism: Lolium rigidum
Lineage: Eukaryota; Viridiplantae; Streptophyta; Magnoliopsida; Poales; Poaceae
Product: rho GTPase-activating protein 4-like
Exons: 5
Coding region: 79-1530 (483 amino acids)
Biological process (GO): signal transduction
Molecular function (GO): GTPase activator activity
Source: RefSeq, a predicted model, not a curated record